AUGUUUUCCUGUGAUAUUUGUGGUGAAACUGUAACCUCAGAACCAGACAUGAAGGCUCACCUAAUUGUCCAUAUGGAAAGUGAAGUAAUCUGUCCAUUUUGCAAGUUGUCAGGAGUCAAUUAUGAUGAAAUGUGUUUUCAUAUUGAAACUGCUCAUUUUGAGCAGAAUGAACUCGAAAGAACUUUUGAGAGGAUCAACACUACGCAGUAUGGAACUUCAGAUAACAAAAAGGACAAUCCCCUACAAUGCAAAAUGGAAGUUAAUUCAAGUCUUCAUUCAGCUUGUGCACCUAACCAUCUGAAAAGUUCAGUUCAAAGCCUGCCUAAGGGUGGUGCUUUAAAACCCAAAGCCUUUUGUUCAGAGGACUUAACUGAAUCUACAACAUUUCUGAAGAGUGGGGAAAAACCAUCUGAUCUAACCAAAAUAAAAGGAUCAAUUUAUGAAACUUUGUGCAGUCCUCUUGAAUGCCCAUUCUGUGGGAAAAUAGAAAUUUGUAGUCAAGAUAUGGAAACUCAUGUGAAAACAAAGCAUGCCAGUCUUUUAGACACUUCUUUAGAAGGCUGUGAUCAACCACUCUAUGACUGUCCUAUGUGUGGACUCAUCUGUACAAAUUACCAUAUUCUUCAGGAACAUGUUGACUUGCAUUUGGAAGAAAACCGCUUUGGACAAGGCAUGGAUAGAGCCCAGUGUUCUAGAGAUCUAGAAUUGGCUCAUCAGCUUCAACAAGAAGAAGACAGAAGGAGGAGAUCUGAAGAAUCAAGACAAGAAUUGGAAGAAUUUCAGAAGCUGCAGAGACAAUAUGGUUUAGAUAAUUCAGGAGGAUACAAACAGCAGCAACUACGAAAUAUGGAAAUAGAAGUAAAUAGGGGAAGAAUGCAUGCAUCUGAAUUUCAUAGAAGAAAAGCUGAUAUGAUGGAAUCCCUAGCUUUUGGUAUUGAUGACGGAAAAACAAAAACUUCUGGAAUUAUUGAAGCACUUCACAGAUACUAUCAGAAUGGUGCCGCAGAUGUGAGGCAUGUUUGGCUUUCUGCAAUGGUGGAUCACUUUCAUUCAUCUUUUGGUGACAAAGGUUGGGGUUGUGGCUACAGAAAUUUCCAAAUGCUGCUUUCAUCACUGUUACAGAAUGACGCUUAUGAUGAUUGCUUGAAAGGUAUGUCAAUUCCUUGCAUUCCUAAAAUUCAGUCUAUGAUUGAAGAUGCAUGGAAGGAAGGGUUUGAUCCACAGGGAGCCUCUCAACUCAAUAACAGGUUACAGGGAACAAAGGCCUGGAUCGGAGCAUGUGAAGUAUACACACUGCUGACCUCUCUAAGGGUAAAAUGUCAUAUUGUUGAUUUUCAUAAGUCGACUGGUCCUUUGGGUACACACCCUCGCUUAUUUGAGUGGAUAUUGAACUACUAUUCGUCAGAGAGGGAAGGAAUCCCAAAGGUAGUGUGUACAUCUAAGCCUCCUAUCUAUCUUCAGCAUCAAGGUCAUAGUCGAACAGUUGUUGGAAUUGAAGAGAAGAAAAACCGAACAUUAUGUUUACUUGUAUUUGAUCCUGGAUGUCCUUCUCGAGAAAUGCAGAAACUAUUAAAGCAAGACAUGGAGAGUAACAGUCUCAAGCAACUUCGGAAGUUUGUUGGCAAUCUAAAACAUAAGCAGUACCAGGUGGUGGUAGUGGACGGUGUUCUUUCUCCAGAGGAGAAGGCUGCCAGGAGACAAGCUUCUCAAGUCUUUACUGCAGAGAAGAUUCCUUGA
Molecule: messenger RNA, 1737 nt
Organism: Chrysochloris asiatica (Cape golden mole)
Lineage: Eukaryota; Metazoa; Chordata; Mammalia; Afrosoricida; Chrysochloridae
Gene: ZUP1
Product: zinc finger with UFM1-specific peptidase domain
Exons: 9
Coding region: 1-1737 (578 amino acids)
Source: RefSeq, a predicted model, not a curated record